This is a messenger RNA of Cavenderia fasciculata, 756 nucleotides long. RefSeq lists its product as uncharacterized. NCBI's taxonomy places the organism in Eukaryota, Evosea, Eumycetozoa, Acytosteliales, Cavenderiaceae. The coding region runs from base 1 to 756 and encodes 251 amino acids. The record is from RefSeq and is a predicted model, not a curated record. The transcript has 2 exons.
AUGACACAGUCAUUCUUCUCACCAAACCUUCAAUAUUUAAUGAUGGAUUUCGAGUUGUUUGGAGGUUCGGCCAAACCUUCACCCAAGGUGACUAAAAUGUCGGUAAACACCCGUAAUCCCACCCAACUUCUUUCCCCAAGGUCUCUUGACGGCGAAUGCACCAUCACACCAGAGUAUAUACCAGACUCUGUUGAACAUUUGUGUGUUGACGGUAUUACCAACCCCGAAAAAACAAUAUUUCCAAGUAGACUAGUCAAAUUUGCAACAUCCUCCAAUUACGAAUCACAAUUCAACUACCCACCAACGUUACGUGAAUUGAUCUAUCAAAGAGGUGAUCAUCCACCACCACCAAUCAUCUAUUUACCAACAUCACUUGAAUCAUUGGAUAUUGAAAUGAACAUAAUCCAAGAUACAUCAAUAUUCACACUUCCCCCAACCAAGAUAAUCAACAAUGAUAAUACUAAAGACAAUCCUCUUCAUUUUGUAUUACCACAUCGUCUCAAGAAUCUAGAAAUCUCAUGUGUCCAAGUAUCUGAUGAAAAUGAUUUCAGUAAUCGAAUCGAUCCAAUCAUCAAUUGUUCAAAUGUUGAACAUCUAAAGAUGAGUAUUUUACAUUUUAUAGAUUUGAAUAUCGACAUUAGACGAUUAGACAAUGGUUGUGUAAUGAUGAAUCUAGGUGAAACCUUUUUCGGUGGAAUCUAUCGACAACAACAUAGAUUGGGAAACAUCAUUGGAAUGAGAAUAAAAGGGCAUUAG